AUGCCGAAUUCAUAUCUGAAAGUUCGAAAGGAAACUCUAGUCAAAAUGUUCCGGAUAACGGUUUUUCUUGCACUAAUGGUUGGUCAUAGUAACCAGUGCUCCAGAAAACACGCAGAAAUGAAACUUCCGAGGAUAAAAGACAACUGUCCGCGGGUUGAUGACAUAACUAAGGAGCCUCCGUUAAAAAUCAAAUGCCGCAGAGGGAAUUGUGCUGAAUGGUGCAAAACCUUCGGUGAUUGUCUCCAGCAAUCCUUUGAGUGGCGGGAAAAAUGCGCACAGAAGUUUAAAAAACUCUAUAGGGGACAUCGCCGGACAAAGAUCAAGGUGAAUGUCAGAGGAAACCAGUCAUCAUAUAACAUUGACGUCAAAUUUUGUGGAUGGAAGAGUCGUUACAAAGUUUACACCAUUAAGUUACUUGAUAGCGUAUCGCAAGAAAAUGGUGAUCUGCAAGAAGGGGAAAACUUACGCAAAGAGGAUUUGCUCAGCUCUUUGAAGUCC
This is a messenger RNA of Pocillopora verrucosa, 498 nucleotides long. NCBI's taxonomy places the organism in Eukaryota, Metazoa, Cnidaria, Anthozoa, Scleractinia, Pocilloporidae. The record is from RefSeq and is a predicted model, not a curated record.